AAUCGACACCUCACGUCUGAAUACGUCAUCACGUCGCAGUCUGACAGUCGGGUCUCUUCCUCUCUACGCAGCAGCCGGACGCUCUCGAAGGUUCUGAAGGCGACACCGGGUGGAAAUUAACUUUCUAUCUGAGUCCAUCCGUAGCCGAACCGCGGCGUUUCAGCUCCGGAACAUCACCGAUUCCCUUCUCCAUUAAUCCCUUAUCAUUUUCCACCGAUUAUUAAGUAAAGAUGCCUGAAGCGAUGGGAGCAAUGAGAGCCUCAAACAUGGGGAGAAACAAAGGAGGGGCGUAUGUGGACCGCGACAAGCCGGCCCAGAUCCGCUUCAGUAACAUCUCUGCUGCUAAAGCUGUUGCAGAUGCCGUCAGAACCAGCCUGGGGCCCAAAGGCAUGGACAAGAUGAUCCAGGAUGAGAAAGGUGAUGUGACCAUUACCAACGAUGGAGCCACCAUCCUGAAGCAGAUGCAGGUGCUCCACCCCGCUGCCAAGAUGCUGGUGGAACUAUCCAAAGCCCAGGACAUUGAGGCUGGAGACGGCACCACCUCUGUUGUUGUGAUUGCUGGAGCCCUGCUGGAAGCAUGCUCCAAGCUGCUGCAGAGGGGUAUCCACCCCACCACCAUCUCCGAGUCCUUCCAGAAGGCGGUGGAGAAGGGCGUGGAGGUUCUGACGGGGAUGAGCCGGCCGGUGCAGCUGAGCGACCGCGAGACACUGCUCAACAGCGCCACCACCUCCCUGUGCUCCAAGGUGGUGUCACAGUACUCCAGCCUGCUGGCGCCCAUGAGCGUGGACGCCGUCAUGAGGGUCAUCGACCCAGCCACCGCCACCGGGGUCGACCUGCACGACAUCAAAAUCAUCAAGAAGCUCGGUGGGACCAUUGAUGACUGUGAGCUGGUGGACGGCCUGGUGCUGACCCAGAGGAUUUCUAACACCGGUGUGUCCCGUGUGGAGAAGGCCAAGAUUGGCCUCAUCCAGUUCUGCCUGUCCCCUCCCAAAACUGAUAUGGAUAACCAGAUUGUGGUGUCAGACUACGCCCAGAUGGACCGCGUGCUGCGGGAGGAGCGCGCCUACAUCCUGAACAUGGUGAAACAGAUCAAGAAGGCCGGCUGCAACGUGCUGCUCAUCCAGAAGUCCAUCCUCAGAGACGCUCUGAGCGACCUCGCCCUGCACUUCCUCAACAAAAUGAAGAUCAUGGUGGUGAAGGAGAUCGAGAGAGAGGACAUCGAGUUCAUCUGCAAGACUCUUGGCACAAAGCCCAUCGCUCACAUCGACCACUUCCUCCCAGAGAUGAUGGGAUCAGCAGAGCUGGCAGAGGAGGUCAGCCUGGACGGCUCCGGAAAACUGGUGAAGAUCACAGGUUGUUCCAACCCCGGGAAGACGGUGAGCAUCGUGGUCCGAGGAUCCAACAAGCUGGUGAUCGAGGAGGCCGAGCGCUCCAUCCAUGACGCUCUGUGUGUCAUCCGCUGCCUGGUCAAGAGGAAGGCUCUGAUAGCCGGAGGCGGCGCUCCAGAGAUCGAGCUGGCCGUGCGUCUCGCAGAGUACUCGCGCACUCUGGCCGGCAUGGAGGCAUACUGCGUGCGGGCUUAUGCUGACGCCCUGGAGGUGAUCCCCUCCACGCUGGCUGAGAAUGCCGGCCUGAACCCCAUCUCCACCGUGACGGAGCUGCGCAACAGGCAUGCUCAGGGAGACAAGAUGGCCGGCAUCAACGUCCGCAAGGGAGGAAUCUCCAACAUCCUGGAGGAGCUGGUGGUGCAGCCUUUACUGGUUUCCAUCAGUGCUCUGACUCUUUCCACAGAGACGGUCCGCAGCAUCCUCAAGAUCGACGACGUGGUGAACACCCGAUAAACGAAUCCGAGUCUGUCCAGUGAGUUCUGUCCACUAAGCCUGCUCGUACUGCAUGGACCCGAGGGCUCUGUCAACAUCAGUCUGUUCAGAUUUCCACUGUUGUUACGUUACGUAAUUUAAUAAUAAAGGCUUCUUUUUUUUGUUGACACUCCA
Eleginops maclovinus (Patagonian blennie) is the source of this 1994-nucleotide messenger RNA. RefSeq names its product chaperonin containing TCP1, subunit 4 (delta) (gene cct4). NCBI's taxonomy places the organism in Eukaryota, Metazoa, Chordata, Actinopteri, Perciformes, Eleginopidae. Gene Ontology annotation, biological process: protein folding. Gene Ontology annotation, cellular component: chaperonin-containing T-complex. Gene Ontology annotation, molecular function: ATP-dependent protein folding chaperone; ATP hydrolysis activity; ATP binding. Bases 231 to 1841 code for a protein of 536 amino acids. The record is from RefSeq and is a predicted model, not a curated record. The transcript has 13 exons.